Molecule: messenger RNA, 3308 nt
Organism: Xyrichtys novacula (pearly razorfish)
Lineage: Eukaryota; Metazoa; Chordata; Actinopteri; Labriformes; Labridae
Source: the annotation of a GenBank genome assembly
AAUCGCCCACAAGCCGGAACUGUUACCCUACCAGACUGACAACAUUCCUCCUAAACACGCUGAAAAUAUUCAACAACCCAUUGAAAUAUACGAUAUGUUUCACCGUCGUACUUUUCUUCUUCUCUUCAUUUGUUGACGAGUCGUCUGACGGUGGCUGGGAUUCCUCUUUUGGUGUUUCUGUCGGGGACUCUGCAUUGUCAGACAUCUUCAGAUGACUGCUCUUAACGCUAUUUGUUCCCACCCACCUAAGCUAGUUGGGCGAGUAGGAACAAAGAUAGGCUGCUAUUGGCUUAGCGGAACGUCAAUCUCUUAAACACAUAUUCCAUUGGUCAAUAACCUACUGGACAACUACAGCGUUAGGUAAGGAAAUGCAGCUAAACUUGUAUUCUUCACAACACACAGAUUUUAUUGGCUUUUGCAAUGACAACUUAUACUGUUUAUGCAAAUUUUGCUUAGAAGUUAGUGCUCUGUGUGCAAAAUUGGUAAAAGGUGACAUUUCUAUUUUUUUACAGUCACGCGGGAGGCGUUCCACAGAAAGUAAUUGUUUAACUGGGCAGGUGAACUUUCCACGCUGUAGUUGUACCUGUCACCUUGUCUUCACCCUCUCGACCGGACACUGCAGGCGCUGACAGUAAGUUCAUGCUUUCAUAAUUAAAUUAUCCAAUAAUCUGCAUGAUUUUCGACCUCCUCUGUUGUGCUCAGUCACGAUCACAACACAUAAAAGUCUCCGCAGGAGUCCUUUCAGCUUGUGAGCGACUCCAUCAUGAAGCUUCUGAUAUAUAAACACUUUACCGUCUGUUUAGUGAAUGUAUUUUAACAUGACUGUCUCAUUUUUCGUUGUGAUCUUGCUCAUGCAGUGGCAAGCCUCGGCAGGCUCAGCUCGAAGGAUGCAGUGCUCCUCCUGUGUGACAUGCAGGAGAAGUUCAGACCAAACAUCUUCCAGUUCAACAAUAUUGUCAGCAACGCAGCCAGACUGCUCCAGGUUACAGAUCCUCAAUAACACACAGAUUAUCUGAGAGGGAUAUUCCAGGGUCAAACACACUGUAACACCGAGUUAGACAUCCCCUCGAGGGAUGAAUGUUGCCGGCCGCUCGCUUCUCGAGUUAUACCAACUAUAGUAACGACCGCAGAUAGCAAUACACAGUGGUGUGGGGUGACGCAGCCCAAGGAAGAACAUUUAUGAUCAUUUCUUCAUGGAAAUGCAAUCAGACUGAGACGCUAAGGCAGAAGAACUACUGUGUCUGCAGUGCAAAAUGAUUAAUAUGGUGAUUAUUACUUCAAGGAAAUGAUAAAUUAAUGAUCAUAAAUGUUCUUCCUUGAGCUGUGUCGCCCCACAGCAGUCCAUAAUGGACUGGCCUGAGGUCUCGCUACGAACAAGCAGCUGCUGGAGGAGAGUGGGUGAGCUGUGGCAAAGUUAAAAAGAUGUUUUGGUGACUGGUGCUGUGGCUGGGACCCUAUUUGUACUGUUGAUGAAGUUAGGUGCUGUUCUGAGCAUUAUUUGUGGCUAUAGAGUGGCGUUUUGGUUGAGGUUUGUGUGUGGUUCCAUAGACCACUGUGUAUUGCUAUCCUGCAGUUAUUACAUAAGCUGGUAUAACUAGAGAAGCAAGCAGUCAGCAACAUUCAUCUCUCGACAGGUGUCUAACUAGGGUUUACGGUGUGUUUGACCCUUACUUACUUUUAAAUCAGCCUUUGUAAUUGUUUAGUAUAAACAUUUGAAUGAUCUGGUCAAACCUGCCUGCUCUCAUUCUUCUCUCAGGCCAGUCGAGUCCUGGGCAUCCCCCCAAUUGUAACAGAACAGUACCCUAAAGGUUUGGGACCCACAGUACCAGAGCUGGGAGCAGCAGAUCUGAAGACUUAUGCUAAAACUUCUUUCACCAUGAUGAUAGACGAGGUCAGUAAGGAGCUGGAGGCCCUGGGGAACCCCAAACAAGCUAUUCUGUGUGGAAUAGAGGCACAUGCCUGUAUCGCAGUAAGUCCACAACACUGAUGAUGCUGUAUUGAAUAAUGAAAUAUUAGCAAAAGCAGAAAUAUUUAUUUGUAUAAUAUUCAAGUAAGAUGGAAUAUAGAGAUUGAAGUUGUUCCAAACACUGAGAGUGAGUUCGUUGAUAUAACAGAGUUUUCUCUGAUUUAUUGCUUCUCCACAGUGCACAGCUUUUGACCUGCUUGAAAAAGGGAUGGAGGUUCAUAUUGUAGCUGAUGCUGUCUCUGCCAGAAGGUAUCCCAACAUUAAGGCAUUGUUCUCACCUGUAUUCAUUCAAUAUUUGUUUUUGUGUGCCUGGAAAGAGUUUUCAUGUGUGUUUCAAUUUCUGCAUCCUCCUCCACAGUCAGACGGAUCGUCUGUUUGCUCUCUCUCGACUGAAGCAGAGCGGGGCUUUCCUCACCACUACAGAGGCUGUUCUGCUGCAGCUGGUUCAAGAUGCUAAACAUCCAAAGUUCAAGGAGGUGCUUACUACAGCUGCACUGUCAAAUUGCUUUGCUUCUUUUAUCACCCCCCAAAAAAGUUGUUUUGUCAUUUCCUGAGAGUGCUCCCAAAAAUAGUGCAGCAAAAAGAUAGCUUUUUUUGUACUUUUUUAAAACUCUUAGUUUGUCUUAGUUUAUUUAAAUACAUAUUUAGUUUUUUUAAGUGGGGUUAGAUGCGGUACUUGUCAAUAGUAAGUGUAUUACACAUAGCUGGUGCCACCCAGCUCAGUUUAUUUGUUGAAAAACAGGUCAGAGAACCAACACUGAGACAACGCCAUCAACCUCUGCAUACAAGAUCAACUCUACCAUGUAAUUUAGCUGAUUCUAAGUCUGACCUGAAGAUGAAUGUCUGUGUAGGUACUGGCUCUGUUUUCAGUUUGACCAGUGCAGACAAUUUUCUAGAAAUAGAGAGUGCGCUCUCACCAAAAUCAGUGUUGAUUGCAGUGUCUUAAAAUUAGCUAAAUUAUAUGGUGGAACUGACCCUGUCUGCACCUCCAGUCACUUUUUCAGCACUUAAAUACAUCCGGUUCAGCCGUUUAUUGCUCCUCUAGCCCAAGUUAUUUAGCAUCUGUCUCUUAUUCUGUGUUUUAUAUUGUGUUUAUACCUUUGCAUUUAUGAACAAGGCUGUACUUCGGUACCGAACUGGCUACUAACAUUUGUUUUUUAAUUUGUCUGAUAGAUCCAGAAGCUCAUGCUCCACCCAUCUCCUGACACCGGCCUCCUCGCCUUCUUCAGCUCCAUGUAGAAAACAGUCUGUUCCUCAGAUGCUGUACAGAAUAUCUUUGUUUCUCUGCUGCCUUCAGGCGCUUUAUUGAAGUGCUUCAAUAAAAGGAUGAUGCUCCUUUAAA